AGCGUUUGGACGGGGCCUGCUGAUUAUAAUUGAAGCACCAGCAAUAACAGGGGACUGAAGGUAAAAGCAAAGAUUGUUAUAACGUAAAAGGGAGAACAAUAAUGCCGGAAAAAAAUACAUAUGAACUGUAAUUCCAAAUCAUAACGAUUUGUAAUUCUUUAAAAGUUGACGAGUAAAAACUAACGUAUAAUUCGCGAGUUUACACGACCACCGUUUUACUAACGUUAUUUUGCUAGCUAACGUUAUGCUAAGUUAGCUAACUAACCUGCAAUAACACGCCGCCGUUGUGGAAAGAAAAAUAAGCUCAGCUGGCAUUCGUUGGUUAUUUUUUGGAGGAUGUGAGACAGAGAUCAAUACACCACCUUGGAGAAUCUGCAGAGGAUUUGCUACUUCGUGAGAGCAUUAUCCAGUUUGCUAUUAUUUCGGGGAGAGGGUCUCUUUGGCUAAAGUAUCUAAAGAAGUCAAGGUAUUGAGUGACGUUUUUGUCAGAGACACAUCUGACGCCCUUCGCCAACAGUCACAGCCCCCCCCCCCCUAUUCCCCCUGUGACCCCACCCUGACACCCAGCAACCCUCCGUCCUCUGCCCCAGCAUGAACGACAUCAGUGUGGUCAGAGAGGGCUGGCUCCAUAAGAGGGGAGAGUACAUUAAGACGUGGAGGCCGCGGUACUUCAUCUUGAAGAGCGAUGGCUCCUUCAUCGGCUACAAGGAGAAGCCAGAGAUGUCGUCUGACCACAGCCUCCCACCCCUCAACAACUUCUCUGUGGCAGAGUGCCAACUGAUGAAGACAGAACGGCCCAGGCCCAACACGUUUGUCAUCCGCUGCCUACAGUGGACCACAGUCAUAGAGCGCACCUUCCACGUGGAGAGUAACGAGGAAAGGGAGGAAUGGAUGAGGGCGAUCCAAGCGGUGGCCAACGGCCUGAAGAUGCGAGAGGAAGAGGCGCCCAUGGAUGUCACGUUUGGCUCCCCCAGCGACUGCAGCAGCAUGGAGGAGAUGGAUGUGGCCAUGUCCAAGUCCCGCAACAAAGUGUACCUCAUCACAGCGGGUUUACCAUCUCCCUAUGUGACCUGGGCCAUAGUGUGUGUUGGUGCGUUUUCUGCUCCAUUCUCUGCCCGUUCUUCACCUAAAACCGUUGUGCAGACCAUGAGUGACUUUGACUACCUGAAGCUGCUAGGGAAGGGAACGUUUGGUAAGGUGAUCCUGGUGAAGGAGAAGGCAACAGGAAUGUACUACGCCAUGAAGAUCCUAAGGAAAGAAGUCAUCAUCGCUAAGGAUGAGGUAGCACACACGGUAACAGAAAGCAGAGUCCUUCAGAAUACAAGGCAUCCCUUCUUAACGACACUGAAAUACGCGUUCCAAACACAUGACCGGCUAUGCUUUGUGAUGGAAUAUGCAAACGGAGGAGAGCUGUUCUUUCACUUGUCACGGGACCGCGUGUUCACAGAAGACCGGGCACGGUUCUACGGUGCGGAGAUUGUGUCUGCGCUGGAGUACCUCCACUCACAGGACGUUGUCUACAGAGACCUGAAGCUGGAGAACUUAAUGCUGGAUAAAGAUGGACACAUAAAGAUCACAGAUUUUGGACUGUGUAAAGAGGGAAUCACAGAUGGGGCUACCAUGAAGACCUUUUGUGGGACUCCAGAAUACCUUGCACCUGAGGUCUUGGAGGACAAUGACUACGGCCGAGCGGUGGACUGGUGGGGUCUGGGUGUGGUCAUGUAUGAGAUGAUGUGCGGUCGACUGCCCUUUUACAACCAGGACCACGAGCGGUUGUUUGAGCUCAUUCUCAUGGAGGAGAUCCGCUUCCCCAAGAACCUGGCCCCCGAAGCCAAGGCCCUGCUUGCUGGCCUGCUCAAAAAGGACCCCAAGCAGAGGCUUGGAGGUGGACAAGAAGAUGCCAAAGACGUGAUGAGUCAUAUGUUCUUCACCACCAUCAACUGGCAGGAUGUGGUAGAGAGGAAGCUCUUGCCUCCCUUCAAGCCCCAGGUGACAUCGGAGACGGACACGCGCUACUUUGACGAUGAGUUUACGGCACAGACCAUCACCGUAACGCCCCCGGACAAGUACCACAGCUUAGACGCAGAAGACCAGGACCAGCGCACACACUUCCCUCAGUUCUCUUACUCCGCCAGCAUACGGGACUGACCUCUCUCGCACACACUUCCCUCAGUUCUCUUACUCCACCAGCAUAUGGGACUGACCUCACACACACACACUUCCCUCAGUUCUCUGACUCCGCCAGCAUUUUGGACUGACCUCUCUCGCACACACUUCCCUCAGUUCUCUUACUCCGCCACCAGCAUACGGGACUGGCCUCACACACUCACAUGAUCAGGCAAGCUACCACAUGUUCACACACUAGCACUGCUGGGGAAAUGGGUGCGUGCGUGCACACAAACUGACACACUCAAACAAACACUUGCACAAGACACACACACCAGGAAGUGGUGAAAACAUGGAUCCUAGAGCAUGACGUGAUGACUGACCUCAGCAGGCCUGUGUGGAUAGACUGGCGGCCCUGUCUCUCAUUCUGACGGGACCAGGUGGAACAGGACAGGGCUGCCCUUGGCCAUGCCUGCAGGACCCCACCUGUCUGCCCUCCACACUACUACUACACUGGGCACAUCAAAACACAGACAAAACUUUACCAUCCCUGGGUUAUGCCAGCAAAUACCACUCCACCACCAGCCAAACGCAUGCUGCACCUAUCCAACACACACAAACACUCUGACAAGCAACACAUCAAUCCUUCCAUACACUGCAGAUGAUUUUAUUUUUAUUUUUUACUACUGGAUUAAAAAAAAUAAUAAUAAUAAUCCAAACAAAUGUAGAAACACAUGAAAGAAGAAGAAAAAUAUUUUUGGGGGAGGGUGAAAAAUAUUUAAACUCGUUUUUAUUUUGAUUGUUACGGUUAGAAAAGCCAUAUUUCUGCAAUUUACAAGUGCUCUUGCUGUUACAAGUCAUGUGGACUGUUCCUACAGAGGGAAAGUGGGUCGGGAGUGGGGUAAGAAGAAGUGUGUACCUUGAAGAGUAGCCAUUUCCCUGCUUGCACUGUGUAUAGGAAUGGGUUUGAGUGUGUGGAAGAGAAUGUAUGAACAACCAUUUGAAUUUCAACAUCAGUUUUAUGUUUAUGCAUCUGCAUGGAUAUCUUUGGAUUCUGCAUGUCGGCUAAACAAGGAGAAGAAAGGACACUACAGCACAGUUGAUGAGACUUUUAAAGGGAAAAGAGAGGUGGUGGAGUUGUAGCUUCAGCAGCCCUGUGGAUUGACUUGUUCCCCUGGUGGUUAGAACGGUCAUGAGAAAAGAAAGAAUAGAAGAGUGACCACAGCGCCAGCCUGACCAAUCCCCUGUCCGGAGCCCAGUCCAGAUCCCCACACAGCCAUUCACGUUUUUCCAGUAGCUGUCACUCCCUCUGAGCAGAAAUAUCCUGGAGAAUAGCUGUCAAUAAUUUUUUAGAAUCAUCUGUUCACUUUUUAUUUUGAUGUAAAGAUCUGUUGUUUUUUAAAUAAUUGGAAUGUUUCCAUAUUUAAGGAUGAAAACGUUUUAAUCAUGGAUCAAUUAUUAUUUGUGAUGAGGCCAAGCUAGACUCAUUACGAGGUUGAUAUUGAAGGUUGUGGUUUGUAUUUUUAAAGUAAUAUAAGACACAGACUAAGUCAUUUGUCAGUAUGCCGGAGUAGAACCAUGUAAAAAGGGUUGGGGUCAAUUUAGGAAGUCAACAGCGUUAGUCAUGGAUUGAAAUGGAAUUGACUCCAAUUCUGGUGUGAUGCUGUAUAUAAUGACGAGAUGGUCUUGUCUCUGCUCAAACAAAGGGAGUCGUCCCAAAGGCGGGAGGGUAGUCAAUCUGCUUAUCGCUGUAUUCUCUCCUAGACAGAUUGACGGGAGCGGAACCCUCACAUGAUGCUUCAGUCUUGAAUGCGUGCCUACUCCCCGUAAGGCAUAUAGAGAAGUGGUCACAGGUGAAACAACCAUUGUGAGCCACAACUAAGUGCUGUGACAUUUCAUUUUUGCCUUAAAAAAAAAAAAGAUUCCUUCACUCAUGGAACAUUUCAUUUAUCUUUGUUCUUGAUAUAAGUUGUUCCCUUUUGGUCCAACUAUUCCAAAACUUUGGAAGACAUUGUCUCAAUUAUGUAUUAUAUUAAGUGUGUGUGUGUAAAAUAACAAGUUUAAACAUGUUGAUAUUUCUUUAGGUUGUUCAUUUCGAUCAUUCGUGUGUGUGUGUGUGUGUACUCAUGCACAGCAGCAGGUUGAUGUGGGGCAUUGUAGAACAGCUCUCGAGUCUGUGCUCUGUACCUGUAUCCUCCGUACCUCAGUGGGUUAGUAUAGUCUGACUGCUGUACUCCAAGGCUAUGGGAAACAUCCCUCCACCAUCCCUUCUUGACUAAGGCCCAUAUUCAGCCCUGGUAAAUGCAGCUUCAGAAACGGCAGGACCGGAUUUCAGGAACAACCUCCCUCUGAUGGACCUCUGAUGUCGUUUUCAAUGUUAGGAUGGCCACGAGGGGGUGUUGUGGACCUUUUGUAAUGUUGACAUUGGCAGUAAAGCCACACGUCUCUGAACCUUGUUGCUCUCUGUCUCAAUAAAUUGAACAUGCUUUGUCUAGUAGUGUGUACACCUAACAUGCAAGCCAACACCCCUGACCUCUCUUGUAGGCUUUACACACAGACAAUCAAUAUGGAACUCUUCACUGGCAAUGUAAAUACCAAAAAGGUUUGAUGAAUGCAUCAUUUAUAGGCUAGAAGAGGGGAAAUCCACAGCUUUGUAGAUAGAAUGUGAGUUGUAGUUUUACAAUGAUUACCUUGCUUCUCUGUAUUUUGAAUGUGAUCAAUAGUCACGAAUGUCAUAUCGCAAUGCUGGUGUACCAAGAAUUCUUAGCUUGUUUUUGAGUUGAGGUUUACCUGGGGAGGAGCUAUGUUUUUAGGGAGAAGACUAUGUCCUGGUAGACAGCUUCAGCUCCCUUGUUACAAUCAUGUGCCAGUAAAGACUUACUGAAUUAA
This is a messenger RNA of Oncorhynchus masou masou (cherry salmon), 4995 nucleotides long. It is a transcript of the gene akt2, whose product is annotated as v-akt murine thymoma viral oncogene homolog 2. Gene Ontology annotation, biological process: protein phosphorylation. The transcript is spliced from 13 exons. Bases 592 to 2148 code for a protein of 518 amino acids. Gene Ontology annotation, molecular function: ATP binding; protein serine/threonine kinase activity. Lineage: Eukaryota; Metazoa; Chordata; Actinopteri; Salmoniformes; Salmonidae. The record is from RefSeq and is a predicted model, not a curated record. Gene Ontology annotation, cellular component: cytoplasm; nucleus.